This is a messenger RNA of Ictidomys tridecemlineatus (thirteen-lined ground squirrel), 1755 nucleotides long. RefSeq lists its product as uncharacterized. The record is from RefSeq and is a predicted model, not a curated record. NCBI's taxonomy places the organism in Eukaryota, Metazoa, Chordata, Mammalia, Rodentia, Sciuridae.
GGCACUGCUUUGUGGAAGAAGAAAAACAUCUGAGUGGUCACCAGGUGGCGGUCACACCUGGGGCAGCCGGGGACUUUAACCCUUGGUGUGUCCAGAUCCCCUCAGUUUGCCCAGAAGGUCUGUGGAGCAGGGAAUGGGAGGGAGGCGGGCAGCGGGCAAGGGCUGGUUCCACCCAGACCCAAGAGCCUCAGGGUGGCCUGGGAAUGGCCAGGGCCACAAUGGGACCUAGUUCACAGGUGGGGGCGACAAAAUGGAGGGCUCAGGCUGCAGAGCUGUCCCGCUGGUCCUCAGGCAGGCCAGAGCGGCGCUAGAGGGCCUCCACCCUGGAGCCCAGCUGCCCCAGCCCGCCACAUGCACCAAAGGCACAGCGCUCGCGUCCAGACCAGGCUGUUCCGGGUUCGAGUCCGAUUUGACGCUUGGCAGCGGCUUGGACAAGCAGCGAAGUCGUCUGAGCUGUUUCCCUCUGGAAACCGGGUUAACACGAAGCCCUCCCGGGUCUGGACCCGUCCGGCAGAGCCAGGAAACUCCUUCAAAAUUCACUCUCCGGACGCUUCGCCCGGACCACCAGCAGGGGGCAGCAGAGACCUACGCGGCGUCCAGAGCGGCCUCGGUGGGUGACUCCGCCUGGUUUCUGUCCCGGGUUCAAAAGGUACCUCGUCCGAACUUGUGUGCGCAUCCCCCGAAGCCUGCAGCGCGGGCGCCGCGUGUCCACCCGUUGCGCCCGUCCUCUCCCUCCCCUGGCCAGGAGCCCUUGGCUUCCCCCCUGCGGCUCCCGGAUGCUGGACCGGAACAGACCGAGUGGCCUUCCAGGCACAGGGACCACCUGGCCAACAGUGUCACAGGAGUUCAGCCGCCAGUCCGCGAACCCACCCGACUUCUCCGAGUAGGUGCUUCUCAGGCCAUCAGUGCUCGCAGCCCUGGCCUCCACGUUGGGGCACGCGGCCCCCGGACCCCUCCUCCUCGGUCAGCUCCAUCUCUUCACCCUCAUUACGGGCGGUCCUGCCCAGCUCACCUGGACAGCCGGCUCCACUGUCCUGCUCUCCACCCGCAGCGGAACCCAUCAGAGGCCUCAGGUCUGCGAGGCGAGGUGGUGCGUGGCUGGCCAGGCCUGCGAGUUGAAGCCUCCCGUCCCCCUUGAUUCACUGGCCACUGUAGGGGCUUCUGCUGACCGUGCCUGUGCCUGCCUGUUCCCGACUCGGUUCUGUCCCAGGAACUGGUGGGCCCAUCCUUUGGUCCCUGCCACACUGUCUAGAUUGAGAGCUGACGGAAGCCAGACAGGAAACCUACUGGGCAGGCCACAGCCGCUGGGCCACUCUCCCACUGGGCCCUGAAAGCUGCCGGUGUGGAGAGCAAGUGAACGGCCACGCUGCGUCCCAGUGACACUGUGCUCACAGAGACAGGCAGGGGCCAUGUUUGCAGGCCCCCCACUGACCCUGCCCUGGCAUGCACAGGGGCCAGGUUCUUGGUCUGCGUUACUGGUGGUCAGUGUGGAAUAAGGGAGGGUGACUCUUCCCAUUUUGUUCUUUUUUCCUGGUUCUGGGUGGAACCCAGGCCCAACACAUGCUGAGCAAGUGCUCUACCGCGGAGCUGAGCCUUUAAUCAGAAUUGCACUGAAUUUAUGGGUCAGUUUGGGGAGAAGUUGACAGCUCAGCAGUGUUGAUUCCCUCAACCUUGAACCCUGCAUCAGCCAGCUUUCUGUUACUGUAACAAGUACCUGAAAAAAAGCAGCUAAUAAAGAGAAAAGGUUUAUUUUCA